CUCGGCGCAGGGCACGCCUCUUCCGGCUUCCCGGGCCGCCGGCCGGACAGGUGCGGCUGGGCCCGGAAAGAUGGGGCUGGAACGGAAGAAGCCCGGCGGAGCGGCCGCGCUGCCUCUUCUGCUCUUGGCGGUCGCCAGAGUCCACCUGCUGGAGAUCCAGGCCGCUGCCCAGGUUCGCGCGUUUGUGGGCGAGCCGGUGACCCUUAAGUGCUGGUUCAAAUCCUCCGCUCCAGUCUCCGAGAAGCUCACCGUCGACUGGACCUACCGGCCUCUCGCAGGGGGCAACUUGGAACCGGUCCUCCACUACCAGUCCAUUGCCUACCCAGCCAAGAGAGGGAGCUUCCGGGAUAGAGUUUCUUGGGCUGGCGAUGUGACCAAGCGGGACGCCUCAAUUAUGAUCUGGAACCCAACCCUGGAGGAUAACGGGACAUUCACCUGUUCUGUGAAGAACCCCCCUGAUGUGCAGCACAACAUUCCCCAAACCCUGCUGACAGUCAGUCAGAGAGGUGCCUCCUUCCAGCUGACCUCAUCCGGACUGCUUUCCAUCCUGGUCUUUCUUCCCUCUGGCAUCGUGGUGGUUCUGCUGCUGGUUCGAAUGAAUCAGAAAUCCGGGCUGAUGAAAGCAAGGAGGCAGCUUGGUUACAAAAAGUCCUCCAUUGAAGUCUCAGAAGAACCUGAGCAAAGAGGCUGCAGGGAGCGGCUGGUUAGCUGUUGUUUGCAGUGCCUGGACACCGACGAGGAGGAACCGUACUGACACACACACACACACACAGAGAAAGAGGCCUUGGCAGCGCCACCAAGAUCCAGCUCAGAAAGUCUUUGCUUAGAGUAAAAUGACCGGAUUUCUUUCCAGUUUAGGAAUUAGCCUGAUUUAAUAUUUUCUCUUUUCUUGCCUUUCUCUUGCCCUGUGAAUAGGCCUGGAAAAGGGGCAGUGGAGGGUCUAUCUGGCAGCCAGGCUCUUGGCUUCUCCUUCUCCUUCUCCUUCUCACGAGCCUCCAGCUGGUCGUGUGGAGCACUGUGGCCUUAAUGUGGAAAUGCGUGAACCGGCUGAAGCUAAAUGUUCGGACUGUCCCCAACUCUAACAGUUGGGAAAUCUGGCCUUGGGGCCUUUGCCUGCAGAUCCACCCUCCCUUCCUUUUCUUCCUUGGUCUGCUUUCCUGUGCAGAAAGCUGCUCCUUUCACAACCAAUAAAAUGCCUUGGGCCAACUCCA
Molecule: messenger RNA, 1211 nt
Organism: Thamnophis elegans (Western terrestrial garter snake)
Lineage: Eukaryota; Metazoa; Chordata; Lepidosauria; Squamata; Natricidae
Gene: MPZL3
Product: myelin protein zero like 3
Exons: 6
Coding region: 71-754 (227 amino acids)
Cellular component (GO): membrane
Source: RefSeq, a predicted model, not a curated record